Quercus lobata is the source of this 912-nucleotide messenger RNA. RefSeq lists its product as uncharacterized. Gene Ontology annotation, molecular function: nucleic acid binding; RNA-DNA hybrid ribonuclease activity. The transcript has 2 exons. The record is from RefSeq and is a predicted model, not a curated record. NCBI's taxonomy places the organism in Eukaryota, Viridiplantae, Streptophyta, Magnoliopsida, Fagales, Fagaceae. The coding region runs from base 1 to 912 and encodes 303 amino acids.
AUGAUAUUUGGUCAACAGAAUUCAGCUGUGGAAGUCCUGAUUAAUCAGUCCACCCGAAGAUGGAGAGAAGAAGUUAUUGAUCACUGUUUUAAUAAAACUGAGGCAGAAGUCAUAAAGAACAUUCCUCUGAGCUCCUAUCCCCAACGGGAUACUCUGGUAUGGCCUUUCACACCUAAUGGACAGUACACUGUGAACUCAGGCUACAGGUUCCUCUUUGAAGAGAAUAGCACAAGCCAACCCACUCAACAAUCCUCAUUGCACACCUCUGGUUGCUGGAAGAAGUUGUGGAAGAUGAAUAUCCCAAACAAGAUCAAAAAUUUUGUUGUUUGGGUAGCAGAUCAACAGUGGCAGUGGCUGUCAGCAAUGCAAGGGAAGACGGCAAUGGAGAUUUUUAGUCACGCAUUGGAGGAAGACAAAGACCCUUCAUUGCUAGCCUACACGGCAUGGACGCUCUGGAACUGCAGAAAUAAGGCUCGUGUAAACGAGACUCAAUGCCCACUGAACCAGGUUAUGCAACUCGCAAGGGAACGAAGGAGGGAGUUCCAAACAGCACAGCCAAUUUUUCCGAAGCAGCUACACCGGAAACACACCAGAUGGAAGCCACCUGACGUCGGAAGCUUCAAAGUCAACUAUGAUGGAGCAUUUUUCGAAGAUCAAGGCAGAGCUGGAAUCGGAGUGGUCAUACGUAAUUCUGAAGGAGUAGUGUUGGCCUCCCUUUCGCAGCAAAUUCCUCUGCCAAACACAGUUGCACAGGUGGAAGCUUUGGCAGCACGAAGAGCAGCUGAAUUCGCCUUGGAGAUUGGCAUUAAUCAAGUCGUUAUUGAGGGAGACUCCGAAGUCAUUUACAAGGAUCUAGUCAAUCCAGGACCUUCUCUUGCUCUACACGGACACCUGAUUUUUGAUGUACUGUAG